Vitis vinifera (wine grape) is the source of this 1379-nucleotide messenger RNA. RefSeq names its product cysteine protease (gene CYSP). The record is from RefSeq and is marked provisional. NCBI's taxonomy places the organism in Eukaryota, Viridiplantae, Streptophyta, Magnoliopsida, Vitales, Vitaceae. Gene Ontology annotation, molecular function: cysteine-type endopeptidase activity. Gene Ontology annotation, cellular component: lysosome.
GCACCCCUCAUCUCAUGGCUCGCUCUUUCUCUCUCCUCUUCUUUCUCCUCUUCUCUCUGUUCUUCGUCGCUUUGACUUCAUCGGAGCUUCACUCCGGCGGAUCCGAUGACGAUAUCAUCAUCCGACAGGUAGUGCCGGAGCUCGGCGACGUUGAGGGCAGCGAGGAGGAGAAUCUUUUGACCGCCGAUCACCAUCAUUUCUCGAUCUUCAAGAGGAGGUUUGGGAAAUCGUACGCCUCGCAGGAGGAGCACGAUUACAGGUUCAAGGUCUUCAAGGCAAACCUGCGCCGGGCGCGGAGGCACCAGCAGCUCGAUCCAUCGGCGACUCACGGCGUGACUCAGUUCUCUGAUUUGACGCCUGCGGAGUUUCGCGGGACUUACUUAGGGUUGAGGCCUCUCAAGCUUCCUCAUGAUGCUCAAAAGGCUCCGAUCCUUCCAACCAAUGAUCUUCCAGAGGAUUUUGAUUGGAGAGAUCAUGGUGCAGUUACAGCUGUCAAAAAUCAGGGUUCGUGUGGGUCUUGCUGGUCUUUCAGUACUACUGGAGCGCUGGAAGGUGCUAACUUCCUUGCAACUGGGAACCUUGUUAGCCUUAGCGAGCAACAGCUUGUGGAGUGUGAUCACGAGUGCGAUCCAGAGGAAAUGGGUUCAUGUGACUCUGGAUGCAAUGGUGGGCUGAUGAACACUGCUUUUGAGUACACACUCAAAGCUGGUGGUCUCAUGAAAGAGGAGGACUAUCCUUAUACUGGCACUGAUCGUGGGAGCUGCAAAUUUGACAAGACCAAAAUUGCAGCAUCAGUUUCCAACUUCAGUGUUAUCUCCCUUGAUGAAGAUCAGAUUGCUGCUAAUCUUGUGAAAAAUGGUCCACUUGCAGUGGCCAUCAAUGCAGUGUUCAUGCAGACAUAUGUUGGGGGAGUGUCAUGCCCAUACAUAUGCUCAAAGAGGUUGGACCAUGGAGUGUUACUGGUGGGGUAUGGUUCAGCAGGCUACGCUCCCAUCCGGAUGAAGGACAAGCCUUACUGGAUCAUAAAAAACUCAUGGGGUGAGAACUGGGGAGAGAAUGGAUUCUACAAAAUCUGCAGGGGUCGCAAUGUGUGUGGUGUGGACUCCAUGGUCUCAACCGUGGCUGCUGUGCAUACCACCUCAAAUUAGGUGAAAGGUAGGGUUUGAACUCUGAACUGUAUUUUAAUUGUUGAAUCAGACGGUGAUUAUUGUAUAUAAGCUCAAGGAGCGUGGGCAUAAUUACAUAUCAUCCUCCCAAGUACUCUAAGACAGUAACUUAAAUUUGCUUUUGGCUUUGCCAGAACAAUGAAAUGUUAUUAUCUUAUCUUAUAUUUAACUGUAAGUUGGAUUAUGCUUGACUAGUUGGAUUGGUUUUUUUGA